Messenger RNA from Nematolebias whitei (Rio pearlfish), 1073 nucleotides. RefSeq names its product exostosin-1. The coding region runs from base 120 to 1073 and encodes 317 amino acids. The transcript has a single exon. NCBI's taxonomy places the organism in Eukaryota, Metazoa, Chordata, Actinopteri, Cyprinodontiformes, Rivulidae. Gene Ontology annotation, cellular component: Golgi apparatus. Gene Ontology annotation, molecular function: acetylglucosaminyltransferase activity; glucuronosyltransferase activity. The record is from RefSeq and is a predicted model, not a curated record.
AGCCCGGGGGGAAGAUGGCGGACGGUUCCUUCAGGAGCCGGAGGAGGUGGCGGUGCUGAGAGACAAACUUCACUUCUCGGAUUCUCAAGACGGACGGCUCACUCCAGCUCGUUGGACACAUGCAGGCCAAAAAACGCUACUUAGUCCUGUUCUCCGCCGGUGCCUGUCUCCUUCUGCUGUUUUGUUUCGGGGGGGUUCAAGUCCCGCUGUCCAGACGGGCCCAUCGGCGCGAUGACCGCAGCCUCCCGGGGCUGCACCCCGGGGCGCGGUGGCGGCGCUGGCCCGGGUACCUGCAGCCUUUCAGCGCCUUGGACAGGGACACCAGCGAUGAUCUCAGUGGACACAUGUCCCCCAGGCAGAAGAGGGACUCUAACUCUGGCGUUUACACUGGAAGACGCUGCCGGAUGGAGUCCUGCUUUGACUUCUCCUUGUGUGAGAGGACUGGGUUUAAAGUUUAUGUGUACCCCCAGCAGAAAGGAGAAAAACUCUCUGAGAGUUACCAGAACGUCCUGUCCUCCAUUGAAGGGUCCAGGUUCUACACACUGGACCCAGGACAGGCGUGCCUUUUCGUCUUGAGCUUGGACACCCUGGACCGGGACCAGCUUUCGCCAUAUUACGUGCACAACUUGAGAGCAAAAAUCCAGAGCCUUCCUCUGUGGAACGAGGGCAGAAACCACAUCAUCUUCAAUUUAUAUUCUGGUACCUGGCCAGAUUACACAGAAGACCUCGGCUUUGACAUCGGCCUCGCCAUGUUGGCCAAGGCCAGUAUCAGUACAGAGAGCUUCAGACCCAACUUUGACAUUUCUAUACCCCUGUUUUCUAAAGACCACCCAAGGACAGGAGGGCAAAGGGGAUAUUUGAAACACAACACUAUCCCUCCAUACAGGAAGUACAUGCUUGUUUUUAAGGGGAAAAGAUACCUGACUGGAAUAGGUUCAGACACUAGGAAUGCUUUAUACCAUGUGCACAACUCUGAGGACGUGGUCCUUCUCACUACAUGUAAACAUGGCAAAGACUGGGAGAAACACAAGGAUGCUCGCUGUGAUAAAGACAACGCAGAAUAUGACAAGUGA